This is a messenger RNA of Lindgomyces ingoldianus, 1178 nucleotides long. RefSeq lists its product as uncharacterized. The coding region runs from base 129 to 827 and encodes 232 amino acids. The transcript has a single exon. Lineage: Eukaryota; Fungi; Ascomycota; Dothideomycetes; Pleosporales; Lindgomycetaceae. The record is from RefSeq and is a predicted model, not a curated record.
CUCUUUCCCAUUGUGACUGUACGAAAGUGUCCGAGGGGCGCUGGACGGAUCCACACCUGAGUCCAGAAGACUUGUGCUAUAACCUACACCAGGAGUUUGGAUACCAUGCAAAAUUCCUGCCGUUGUUGAUGACGAGCCAGCAAAUGCACGCGGAAUUUCGCCCGAGACGUUAUGCCUGGGGUACGUUCACGAUCAUUCCCACAAACUCGAUCCGCGAACCAGAUCUAAGAAAUCAGACAACGCGAGCGCGAUACUGUCAACACUUGAAUUAUGAACCGAAGUUAGAUGGGUGGCCGACAAUCAGCCAUAUCACGCCGUAUCCGGAGAAUGCGAAAAGGCGGCGGAAAGACGCCGUCAAGGCGCCUUUGUUGUCAUUUAAGAGGAUCGAUGUUGGGAUCUGGAGUGAGAUUCGGGAGAUCAAGUUAGACCUGGAGUUCUCUUAUUACAAUGAUUGGAAGAAAGUCCGACGCGAGCUAGCCUUCCUGGCACGUAUGCUCAAGAAACGGGUCUUCCCGCUCCGCACGCUUUAUCUGACUAUGACGUGGGAGAUAGCGGGAGAUACUGGGGUCAGGGAUAUCAAGAAAUACAACGAAAAAACUUCUUUUGACGAUAAUUGGAGGGAUAUUGUGGAGCCAUUGAAGAAGAUGACAUGGACAGAGAAUGUUGCAAGACGAGUGCAGUUCCACGUAAAGGAGAAGGGUCGUUGGAGUAGCGGAUCUCGCGGGUAUAGAAGUGAAAGUGUGGAGCAGUUCUUAAAAGGAAUGACUGCGGCGAGCGAAGAAGGGAGGUUGGACGUUGUAGAGAAUGGUCUAUUAAGAUAUCAUUGAGAUGGUUGGAAUAUUGGCGGAUACUGGGGGAUAUUGAAGGGAAAUUAAUAUUGGACUUGCUACUGGAAUGGACGAGAGGAUCAAGGGAAAUAAGGUGUUUGCUCUGGGCCAGGUGAGACUAGGAUGUGGGUAUCUUGUUUUCCUUCAAUAUUGACUGUACGAUGGCAUUUUUACGCAACAACAUUCUUUAGUCUCAUUUAUUGGCUCAGAAUCCUUACCGCAUAGCGAUGCCUACGACCAAUCACCGAGGAUCUGAUUUAUCAAUCCAGCUACUACAUAGCAGUCGAACUCUCGAGUUCUACCCCGGAGAGCACAGUUCGGUCAUGGCGUGGACAUGGGGCGCAUCUUAGG